AUGAUAAGACAUAGAUAUAAAGUCAUACCCACUUUGUUAACCCUUAUUCGAUGCGCCUCGAGGCGUCUAGGUCCUCGCUGCGAUCUCCUUCGCGACUGGAUUUUCGUAAUCUAUCCUUCGUUCUCAUCAUAUCGUGUGGGCGCUUGUGGGCGCAUAUACUCAACGGACUCUGGAGCCACUGGUCUCCUUGCGUUUGGGUUUGCCUCUAUCACGAUCGUUGUCGUUCGAUCCGAGCAUCCAGCUUUUGCGCUAAUCACAGCGUGUCGACACCGAUUUUUUACUGCUGACUCACAAAGUCAUCAUCACCUCGAGCUGAUUCAUCGACGCUGCCGGUUACCUCAUCGGCAUGGCUCAACGCAAUAUGUAUCCGGAAUAUCCAAAGCCUUCCAUUGUCCGGCCUGCGACCGCAACAUGAAGGGAGCACAGCAUGUCACUGGUAGACCUCUCCGCUCGCAUAAUGAGCGAAGGGGUGCACCAGCCGACCUGCAGCCGGAGGGGGCUCCGGUUCUUCCUGGACAUGUCCGCUGCGAGCUGUGUGACAUUGCCGUCGGCGACGACCUCUGGGCGUCCCACGUCGCCGGGCCUGCUCACAAGCGACGAGAGAACUUGGUUGCUUAUAAGUCUGCAUUCGAUGAGGCUGCUAAGGGCAAGCAUGGAGUGACGGUCUCUCAUGAUGAAUAUGGUGUUGAUUUUGGUAUCGUGGAAGUGCAGGACGCAGAAAGAGGUGUGAGUGUGGAGCUCAAGGUCCAGAUGAUCGAUCCUUCGUCCAGAAUCAAAAUGAUGGACCUCAAAUUAUCUUCAACCACGUCUCCUUUUGCAACCACGUCUUCCUUCACAUCAGCGGCUUUCGGUCCUUCUCUCUUGCAGAAUGGUCGUGACUCUGGUGUAUGUGUCACAUUCCAGCAAGCUUUGCGCGGGCGCUAUCAAGACCGGCUCGAAAUUACUUUCGAAGAUCUCAGCCUUCGUCAGCGUUUUAUAAUCGCUCGGGCACUCAAGGUCGUCGUAGGAAGCAAGGCAGAUUAUGAGGUUCUCAAGCCCGUUGCUCCCUAUGUGCCUCGGAAGCCCGUCAGGCGCACACCGGAGACUGAGAUUCUGUCAGGCGAUCCGCCACCCGUCCUUACUGCAAUAAAGUGGGUCGCCACGCUCCCGUUGGCGCUGAUACCAAGGCUCCAGAGAACCGUGUUGCCACCAUCCAUGAACGCAGAUACUUACUCUCGUCACUCUAAGGCCCUGCUUUGGACUGAAGAACACCGAAUGGAAAAUGACCUCCAGACCUACGAUAUGUACAACGCUCUGCUUGACCGACAUGGCGCAUAUUACUAUUUGAGAGUUCCAGGGCUUGCAGAAAGGCGUCCAAGUGUCCUGACGGGCGAUUCUAUCAUUGUUCAAAGUCAUGGCGCGGAUCGAGGGAAAUGGUUUGAAGGCCGCGUUCACUUCGUUCGACGAGAGGAAGUUGGACUCAAGUUCCACAACUCGUUUUUGAGCAUUGAUAGGGACCGGCUUUAUUAUGUGCGCUUCAGAUUGAACAGAAUCCCAUUGCGACGGCAGCACCAGGCUCUAGAUACAGCAAUGGCUCCAGAACACUUGCUGUUUCCUAUCCAGAAACAUGUUCAUGCGAGGGCACGCGACACAAUCAAUAUCACUCCGUACAACAAGAUCAUCACCAACAAUUCUUCUCAGCUAGACGCUGUGAAGGCCAUCAUAAAUCGCCCACUAGGCUCCGUUCCCUUCAUUGUUUUUGGCCCGCCAGGAACAGGCAAAACCAUCACCAUCGUGGAAUCCAUCCUUCAAGUUUUGCGUGCUAACACCGAAGCAUGUGCACCAAGCAACUCUGCCGCUGAUCUUAUAGCAAGCAAACUCAUCUCCUUGGAACUGAGAAGCUCUUUCGCUUCUAUGCUCCCAGUCGAGAUAAAGAAGAUGUCCCAGAUGACUUGCUCCCGUUUACAAGCACCAACAGCGGCGGCCAUUUCUCUAUGCCUCGAAUGCUAUUUCUGCGACGAUACAGGACGAUGUCCGAUUUGGAGACGAACGUUGUGCUGUCUGGAGAUCCGAAGCAGCUUGGACCUAUCAUUCGAUCCGCUGUCGCGCGACACCUUCAGCUAUUUGGAAAGGCUCAUGAAUCGGGAUAUCUAUGACCUGAAGAAGGGUCAUGGAAUGACGAUUGUGAAAUUGACCAAGAAUCAUCGUUCGCACAAUGCCAUUCUCAAAUAUCCCAACGAACGUUUCUAUUCCAAUGAAUUAGAGUCGUGCGGCGACAAGGGCACGGUAGAUUCUUUUCUUGGCAGCCCUCUACUUGUUUCCAGCAAGUUUCCAGUCGUCUUUCAUGCCAUGUCAGGCAAAGAUGAUCGGGAGGUGUCGUCUCCCUCGUUCUUCAACAUCGAAGAGGUUUUACAAGUCGAAGCUUACGUCCAGGCUUUGCGCUCUGAGAGACAAUUUCGCGUCGCGGAUCAAGACAUCGGCAUCAUAGCGCCUUAUCACGCUCAAUGCCUGAAAAUCCGUAAUUCUCUCAGGGCAUUUGCUGAUGGGAUCAAGGUCGGGAGCGUUGAGGGAUUCCAGGGCCAAGAGCGUCGCGUGAUCAUCGUCUCCACGGUGCGCAGCAGUAUAGACUUUGUCGAGUAUGAUCUCAGACACACCCUUGGAUUUGUUGCAAAUCCCUGUCGUUUCAAUGUCGCGAUAACCCGGGCACAAGCUUUGCUCAUCGUUGUCGGUGAUCCUUAUGUCCUUUCCCUGGAUCCCUUAUGGCGCUCUUUCUUGAACUAUGUUCACAUCGACAAAGGAUGGAGGGGUAUUCCAAUCCCAUGGGACCCGCUGGAGCCCGUUCGGGACAACGGCGGCUAUGGUGCUGAGCUGCGCGAGCUUGGCCUAUCUGACAUGAAUGGUUCCACUCGUAGGAUGGAAUCGUUGACUCUGGGGAGCAUCGAUGAUAUUGACGAGGCCGGGGCAAAUGUCGGUAGACCUUGGAGGGAGGCCGAAUGA
Messenger RNA from Heterobasidion irregulare TC 32-1, 2976 nucleotides. RefSeq lists its product as uncharacterized. The transcript is spliced from 13 exons. Gene Ontology annotation, molecular function: helicase activity. Lineage: Eukaryota; Fungi; Basidiomycota; Agaricomycetes; Russulales; Bondarzewiaceae. The record is from RefSeq and is a predicted model, not a curated record. Bases 1 to 2976 code for a protein of 991 amino acids.